Lasiodiplodia theobromae is the source of this 1764-nucleotide messenger RNA. RefSeq lists its product as uncharacterized. Lineage: Eukaryota; Fungi; Ascomycota; Dothideomycetes; Botryosphaeriales; Botryosphaeriaceae. The record is from RefSeq and is a predicted model, not a curated record. Gene Ontology annotation, molecular function: dipeptidyl-peptidase activity. The transcript has 4 exons. The coding region runs from base 1 to 1764 and encodes 587 amino acids.
AUGGCCAGUCAAGCGGAAAACAAGUUCAUGCACGCGGACAGCGAGUCCUUCCCCUACGCGUUCCUGCGCGAUGUGGACAUCCCCCUGCACACCUACGAACAGGGCCUCAUCCGCGCCAAUGUCUUUCUUCCGAAGGGCUCCGGGCCGUUUCCCGUCAUCGCUACCUACGGUCCCUACGGCAAAGAUGUUCCCUACGAGCGCUUCUUCAAGAAGAGCUGGGACGAGCUCAAUCCCGAGAUGAAGUCGCCUCACGGCGCUUGGGAGACACCAGAUCCAGGCUUCUGGACGAAGAACGGUUAUGCCGUCGUUCGUGCAGACGAGCGCGGCGCCGGCCAGAGUCCAGGUAAAUUGGACACCAUGUCCCGGGGUACUAGCGAGGCCUUCUUCGAUGUCGUUGAGUGGUGUGCCAAGCAGCCUUGGUCCAGUGGGAAGGUUGGUCUGCUGGGCAUCAGCUACUAUGCCGGCACCCAGUGGAGAGUUGCUGCCCGUCAGCCGAAGGGCCUGGCUGCCAUCAUUCCUUGGGAGGGUAUGAGCGAUUACUACAGAGAUCGAGUCCGCCACGGCGGCAUCUUGUCUGAUAAGUUCAUCUCCUUCUGGUGGAACAACGGAGUUAUCAAGAACCAGUACGGCCGUCCCGAACGAGCGGCGAUGGGUUGGGGCUACGACACCUUGGAAGGCGACCUACCCGAAGACGUGUUGGCCCGCAACAGACAAGAUCAGACCAUCGACACGGCAAAUCACAAGUUCAGGGACGAGGAGUACUACGCGGAGAAAGAAUUCAAGCUCGACGACAUCAAAGUCCCGGUCCUGAGCGUAGCCAACUGGGGAGGCAUCCUUCUCCACCUUCGCGGCAACGUCGUCGGAUGGCUCGGCGCAGGCUCCCAGCACAAGUUCCUCCGCUUCAUCGUCGGACGCCACGACCUGCCCUUCUACUACGCCCACAACGCCGAGCUGCAGAAGUCGUUCCUGGACGCCUUCCUGAAAGGCGACGACCACGCCGGCUGGGCUUCCGGAAAACAGCCCAAAGUGCAGCUCUGCCUCCGCAAGGGCGACACCGGCUUCAACGAGGCCGCCAGAGAACGCGGCCUCCCCGAGCGCGCCGAGUCCGACUGGCCGCUUCCCGACACGCGGUACGAGCGUUUCUACCUGACGUCCGAUAAGACCCUCCAAAAGCAACCGGUGGCUUCAGCAGGCUCCAUCAGCUACGACGCGCUGCAGGGCCACCCCAUCCAGUUCCGCUUCGUCGCCCCCGAGACGACCGAGAUCACCGGCCACCCCACGGCGCGCCUGCGCAUCGCCUGCUCGCGGCUGCCCGGCGCGACCAAGGCGCCCUCCGACAUCGACGUCUUUGUCACCCUGCGCCACCUGAACACCGACGGAGCAGAGAUCUUCUACACUGGCACGAUGGGCGAUCCGGUGCCUGUCGUCAAGGGCUGGCUGCGUGCUUCGCUGCGCAAGACGGAUCCGUCGCAUCCGAGUCACCGAGAGUGGUUGCCGCACCGAAACUAUUACGCGCAGGAUGUUCAGCCUGUGGAGGAGGGCGUUGAGUAUGAUCUUGAUAUCGAAAUCUGGCCGACAAACGUCGUGCUGGAGAAGGGCGAUACUUUUGUGUUUGAGGUCGCUGGCCACGACACUCAGGGCUGUGGCACGUUUCAACAUAGCCACCCCGUGGAUAGGAGUGAAGAUGUCUUUGCUGGUCUUAAUACCAUCUCGCUCGGUGGAGAGACGAGCUGGCUCACCCUGCCUAUUAUUCCUCCAAGGUAA